AUGUUGGAGUCUCUAGACAGAGACCAACAACAUGCUGCUAUCGCCAAGUUCAUUCACAAUGAACUUGCUCUCGAGAGGGAGAAAGUAGCCUUGCUUCACCAGCAAGGCUCUCAACAGGCCGAGCAGUUGAGAGAACUCGGUGCUCAACAGACGGAGCUGUUGAGACAGCAGCAAUUCCAUGCUGCUGUGGGCGGGACGGCGCAUGCGCGUCGUCCCGAAGUGAUGAAAGUCGACAUCUCCAAGUACAGUGGAGUCCCGGAGGACUCCCUGUUACUAUGGUUUGUCGAACUCGACAGAGCCCUAAGGGCUCGUCGCGUCGAAGAUGAGCAAAUGAAACUCACAUUUGCUCAGACCCACUUGGCAGGGCGUGCCAAAACUUGGUCCCUGGGACUCGAGAGUAGCGACCCAAACGUGUUUAGGUCGCUAGAUGACUUCAAGUCCCGGCUCAGACAAACGUUUGAGCCGCCACGUGCUGAGUUCAGGGCUCGUUCAGAGCUCCUGAAACUCAAGCAGGAUGGCCAUCUGAUGAACAUCUUGGAGCGUCCACAAGCGUGUGGAUGUUCUGCGAGUGAGUGCGAUGGCCUCACUUGCGGUACGGUCGUUAGCACGACUGCACAAGAUCACAGUGUAGUUGAUCACUACACUGUGGAGCAAGCUCCCGGCGGCUGUACAGAAGUACAGGCUGCGCCGAAGGUCCACCACUCGAAUAAGUCGAGUGGACCGGGACAUGGAUGCAUGCCUAGCGGGCAGCAUCUUAGAAGAAAGAAAUCUGUUGCCCCCAAGGGGCAACAUGAAAAUCCUAGGUCGACUGGAGAGUCGACCGUAGAGGAUCGGUUCCUGACUGUGGUUGCACAGCCACAGUCGGAAGACGUCGAGGGAAUAAGUCCCCACGUACUUGAGGAAGGAAUUCCUCAAGAGUUGCUUGCUGAGGGAUCAGGCCCUCAGCAACCUGUGGAAGCAAGUUCCCAGGAAGAAACCGAGACGUUGAACGUCUUGGUUAAUGACGGAUCAAGCGUAGGCGCUUAUACGCUUGAUCUGAUUGUGCCUCCGAAGUUGACUUCGGAGAUAACUCAGUUGCCAACGCUAGAACCGAAACGGUUCUUGCGUGAUCUGCGUAGUGGCAAAGUCAAGCAGAUCUGCAUACUCGUCACAGAGGACGAGUAUGUGACCGACAUUCGGUCGGCAACAGUAUUUGCUGAGAACGAACGGGUUCUCAGCAGCUCAUCGAUGGACGAAAGUGUCCUCGAUGAGAAGACUCGGAUUGAGCGAUACGCGUCCCAAUCCUGGGAGUCACUUCAGGCAAAUCCUUUGUAUAAGGAUUUGAUCGAAUUCAGGGAUGUGUUCCCUGAAUCCGUACCUUGCGAGUUGCCUAAGGACAAAGGCACUCGACACGAGAUCGAGCUCAAACCGGGCUCGAAAUACUGUGUCAUGAAGCAGUGGCCACUGCCUCGUGAACAAGUGAUAGCGAUCGACAAGUUCUUUGCCGAUCGCUUAGCAGCGGGCCAUGUGAGGGAAUCAACAUCCCCUCACAGCUCUCCGACCUUCUGUGUGCGAAAGGCCACAGGAGGGUGGCGGAUAGUGCACGCAUUCAACAAGUUGAAUGCUGCAACGGUACCGGCUCAGACGCCGAUACCGAGGAAGGACGUAAUCAUAGAUGGUAUGUCAAAGAGUACCAUCUUUUCGUCCAUGGAUCUGAUGGAUGGAUUCUAUCAGAUCCUGAUGCGUGAACGGGACGUCCCGUUCACGGCAGUGAGUACCCCCAGCGGGAUGCUGUGGGAGUGGCUAGUGAUGCCACAGGGGCUGAGUAAUGCCCCUGCAACAUUCAACAGAUGUGUAACAAAUCUGUUGAGACCGGUGCGAGACUUCGCACCGAGUUACUUCGACGAUGUGUUCGUCCAUAGCCGGGCUAUGGACGGAAAGACGGACGUUGAAGUUCACAGAACUCACGUUCGUCAGGUUCUUCAACUUAUGCGCAAGCAUAAGUUGUACGCCAACCUCAAGAAGUGUAUAUUCGCGGCUAGCGAAAUACCACUUCUUGGGUGCAUCGUGGGGAAACACGGCGUACGCCCUGAUCCCGAAAAGAUCAAGGCGAUCACCGACUGGCCAGUGCCAGUCGAUGUCAAGGGACUAAGGAAGUUCCUUGGUCUUGCGGCGUACUUGCACAAGUACUCGCGCAACUACGCCGAGAUGACUGUUCAUCUUUCUUGCUUGCUCAAGAAAAAUGUCAAGUGGUCAUGGAACGCUGAGUGCCAGCGUUCCUUUGAAGGUAUCAAGCAAAGCUUGAUGCAAUCGCCGAUCUUGGCGAUUGCAGAUCAGGACAGACCAUUUCAUGUGGUCUGUGACGCCAGCGAUUUCGCAAUCGGCUGUGCGUUAAUGCAGUUCGAUGCAGAUGGCGCGGAGCGCGUCAUCUGUUAUCAGUCGCGUCAGCUGCAAGCAGCUGAGCGUAAUUACCCAGUGCAUGACAAGGAACUCCUUGCCAUGAAAUACGCACUGGCUAAGUUUCGCGUCUAUCUCUUGGGAGAUAGACCGUUUGUUGUCUACACGGACCAUGCGUCAUUACGCACGGCCGUAAACAGCCCACACCUCUCGCAAAGAAUGGCGAGGUGGCUGUCUUUCUUCGCGGAGUAUAACUUCUCCGUGGAGUAUAAACCGGGACGACUCAAUGUCGUCGCGGAUGCUCUUUCGCGCCGGCCCGAUUUCGAGCCGGACGCACAAUCCAACAGUGAGGAUAAGCCCACUGUUGCGACACUGUCAGUCAGUGUCCCGUCGUCAAGUUUACUUGACGACGUACGAAAGGCAUACGCGGAAGAUAAGGAUCUUCUGCGAUUGAUGGAUCAUCUGGUGAAUCCAUCCAGUAAAUCCAUGAGGGAUUUACCGGCUUUGUACCGAUCCUCAUCGGAUCGGUAUAGUACACGCAACGGAUUGCUGUACUAUACAGCUGUUGCCGACGACACGCCUCGUGUCGUCGUACCCGCUCAUCAUGAUUUGCGAUUGCGCAUCAUGUAUGAGUGUCACGAUGCCCCAACAAGCGGCCAUCGUGGUAGAGAAAAGACUUACCUCACGGUAAGUCGCGACUUUUACUGGCCCCGCCAGUAUCAGUUUGUUCGCAAGUACAUCCGUGCUUGCGAAGUUUGUCAACGGGUGAAGCCUAGUCCUUCAUCCCGUGCGCCAUUGCAGCCUCUGCCUGUUCCGACAGAGUGCUGGCAGUCCGUUUCAAUGGACUUCGUCUUCGGGUUUCCCGAAGACGCUCACAAGAAUAAUGGUAUUCUUGUGUUUGUAGACCGAUUCAGCAAGAUGGUCCAUCUUGCUGCUGUCCCUGAGUCAAUCAAGGCUCAAGGUUGUGCUCGUGUCUUUCUAGACACGGUCUUUAGACUCCACGGGUUACCCCGUGAACUCGUAUCCGACCGUGACCCUCGGUUCACGGCGGAAUUUUGGCAAACCGUGUUCCGUACUCUCGGAACACGAUUGAAGAUGUCCACUUCUGACCAUCCAGAAACAGAUGGUCAGACGGAACGUGCGAACCGUGUCCUCGAAGAGAUUCUUCGAGGAUAUGUCCACUCGUUUCCGAGUUGGAGCGAAUUCCUACCCAUGGUGGAAUUCGCCAUCAAUAAUUCGGUGCAUGCUUCAACACAGCACACACCGUUUUACGUGAAUGGCCUACGCCAUCCACGAGUGCCCACCCUUCUAGAGUGUGACUCUUGGAUAAGGGGGGAGGGACUCGCUCGAGCAAAAACCGUUUUGGCUCUUGCUCAUCACGUGUCGACGCAAACGUCGUCACGUAUGAUGCCGAUGUCGAUCAAGUCGACAUCGAUGAAGAAGAUCAUCUCAAUAAUAGCGAAGACGCUAUUAUUGAUUCGGAUGAUGAUGACGAUGCUGGUAUAUUCAGCAUCGCCAACGAUUAUGUCAGCGAGGAAGAAGACAACCUCGCUGAAGAAGAGAGCAAUCUCUUAG
Molecule: messenger RNA, 3951 nt
Organism: Hyaloperonospora brassicae
Lineage: Eukaryota; Oomycota; Peronosporomycetes; Peronosporales; Peronosporaceae
Source: the annotation of a GenBank genome assembly